AUGGCCCACGAAGGGCUUUGGCCACGAGAGUACAAUCGUGCCGGGGAAGCAGGCGUCCGGACACUUGCAGCAGAUGAUGCACUGCCGAGAAAAUCGGGCCGCGGGGGAGAGGCGCCAGCGGCGGGCAGCAGCGGCAACGGCAGCUACCACCUGGACCUACUGUUUGAGGCCCCAAUGGACAACAACAACAACAACAACAACACUCGGCAGCAGCAGGGCACAAGAAGAGAGCACUGCUCCUCGUUGUCAGCUUUCGACUUCGUAUGCUCCAGCAGCGGCACAACGGCGGAGGAGGGGGGAGAGGGGGUCGGGUUCGACCGCGUUUGCGCCCUUCGCGGCGAGGUGGUCCACAUCUUUACCUUCUUUCAUGCAGGCGCCGAGGAGGUCGGCGGCAGCAGCAGCGGGGAGGGCGCUACUGCGGCCGCAGGCGAGUCGUCGUCCGUGUCUCUGGAGCUCGGGCACCCGGCGGAGUGCGGGGCGUGGAACUCUACGGCGUCUUGCGUGGUGGUCGGCGACGCGUCGGGUAGACUUCACUUCGUCACCGCUGAGGGCACGCUUAUCUUCUCCCAGCCACUCCUGACCAACCUGGCUCGAGACGGCAGUAGCAGCGACGACCCCGAGUCCGGGGGUGAGACGACCGUCAAAUCCCCUCGUGCUUUCAGUUGCAUCAAGUUCGCAACGUCCACCGAUACCGGGGGAGCGGCGGCGGCGGCGGCAGCAGCAGCGGGCGAAACCGCGGACGGCUGCGGUCAGGAGUUGCUGGCGUUGUCAGCCUCCAUGCAACUCUACCACUUCGCCAACGUUCCCAUCGCAGCGAUCGAGGCGGCCUGCUUGGCCCAGGACGUAGGCGCCCUCAAGAAGCUGAGGGCCGGCAUCCGCGUCAGCGUCGCCGACGCCAGCGGCGACGAGGAGCCCCUCCCCUGCCCCUCGUCUCCGGAGCCUUCCUCCCGAGACAAACUCCCUAGGACGGCGUGCUUGCAGACCCUCCGGGGGGGGCGCAGCCGGGUGUUUUUGGUGUCGCGGGGGGGGGUCAGUGUCUGGGCCCGGGGGCCCGGAUGUAGCGUCGGUAGGCACCCUCGUCGUGGCGGCGGGGGGAUUGGAGCGGCCGCAGUUGAGGAGUGGGAAGAGAGGGGGGGGGGUGCGGGUGAAGAUGGCGAAGGCGGCAGCGAUGGGGGUGAAGGUGCUCCGAGCGCGCCCGCGGCGGCGGGGAAGCUGGUGAAGGUUGACGGGGUCCCCGCGGGGGAGCUUUUCGGCGGGGGGGGUGCUAUUUCGGCGGAGCUCUCGGCGGACGGCCGCUGGAUAAUCGCGGUUGACGACAGGGGAGGCCUAUCCUGGUGGAACUCUAGGUCCCUGCUCCGCCUCGGCCGCUGGUCCUGGCCCCACGGCGCCCCGUUCCACGUCACCGACUUUGUCGUGCUAGCUUCCAACCUUGUCGCCGCCGGCGACGGCGGCGGCAUCGGCCGCGCACCCGUGGGGGGCAGCGGCAACAACAACUCCCACGGCGAAGACCGGCGGCCGUGCUUGGCGUGCGUCUCCCGGGAGGGGGAGGUCCGCGUGCUGAGGCUGGGCGCGGGGGGAGCGGAGGAGCUGCACCGGGUACCGCCUGCAGCGGGGGCGGGGAUGCUUACCGUGCCGUCCCCGUCUCGGCACCAGUUCUUGCUGGUCACGAGCGACCCCGCCUCCCGAACGGCGGGUUUCCACCUCGUCAAGGAGGCGGUGCCGCGCCACCGGCUGCAGGCGUUGUUGGCCCGGGGGGACUUCGACAGGGCGCUGGAGCUCGCCAGGGCUAACUGCAUGGACGAGACCGGUGUCCACGCCGCUCGCCUGCUGGCGCUGUUGAGGGGAGCGGGGGUUGCGGCCUCGGCCUCGGGCGAUGGCAAGGGAGAUGCCGCGGUGGCCGGCCCGGGUCUGAGCCCGCGGUUUUUCGAGGACGCUAGAGCGCUGUUGGACAGGCUGGACAGCCCCGGCGUGCUCGGUCGGGCCUGCGAGGCCGCCGUCCGGGCCGUCCUGCCUUCCCUCGCGGACGUCAGGAAGCUUCUAGAGGUGGUGGAGAACCGUUUGCGAUCAUUCGACACGGCGGGCGCCAGGGUCCGCAACAUGAUGCUCGAGCGCCUGACGGCGGUCCUCUCGCGGCUCCGCACCUUCGAGCUCAUCGAGGGCGGCCGCAAGUCGACCCUGCUGGCGUCCGCCACGGCUGCCUCCGCCGCCGCCGCCACCGCCGCCGCCGCUGCCUCGGAGCUGGGGGUCGUAGUACUUCCAUCGGGUCCGCUGAUUCGUCCACCCGGCGGCGACGACGACAAUCACGCAGAAGACGGCGAUGGGGAAUCUGUCGUUACCGGCGGCGGCGGCGGGAAGGAGAACCAGGGUUGUGGGCGUGACGGGGCCGGGGACGGGGAUGACCACGACGACAACGGCGGGGGCGAGGAUCGGCGACGCCGAAUUGUCGGAGGUCGAGCGCUGGCUGCAGUUCCGCACCGCCGAUCUGGUUUCCUUCGUGGGAGGCGCGCUUCAGGCCGGGGACAUCCAGGCCGCUGCCGUUACCUGGCGGCGGCACGGCCGCACCGAUCGCUGGGGCCGGUCGAGCGGCGGCGGGGAGCGGCGGCGGGGGGCGGGGGCGGCGGCGGUGAGGAUGGGGGCCGGCGGAUGGGGGUGGCUCUGCCCGGGCAGCUGGCCAGCGUCCCGGCGGGCGCCCCGCCGCUGCUGCUCGGAGGGUGGCUCAGGGACGAGGUGCUGCCGUGGCUGGAUGCGGUCGAGGUGGUCGCGGUCCGCAGCUGGGCCGUGGACCACGCGCGAGAGGUGGAGUCUCUCGAAAAGCGCCCCCAUGGCGCCCUACUAUUCGCCAGGGCCGUCGCUCAGGGGUCGGGCCGCGUCCUCGGUUCUGCGGCGGGACUGCUGGCGAUUCAUUCGGCCGAGCUGGCGGCGGCGGAGGCUGAGGCGGCGGCCAGGAGGACCGGCCCGUCCGACCACUGGAAGCGCUGGAAGCCGGACGGGCUGGAUGCCUUGGGGAAGACUCUUGACGACCUGACCCACGCCUGGGACGUGCACCGGCUCCGCCUGCCUCUGUCGACCUUCGAGAGGCUGCCGAGGGACGUCGUUCUGUUCCGCGUGCUGGAUAGGGUGCAGAGUCCGGAUUGGCUCCCCGAGGAGAUUAACCACCACGUCCUCCCUCUCGCCAAGCGCUACGGCUUGGACCCGGAUUCGGUUCUGCUGGACUACAUGCGUAUAUGCGCUGAGACCAUGGUGACCCGCCGCCGAGCACACAACAACACCUCCUCCGGGAGUUCCGCCGCUACCGCCGCCGCCACCGCCCCCGGUCCCGGCGGGGCCAACGGGGCGAGUGGUCUGACUACCGAGCAGCGAGCGGUGGCCGUUGCCCGGUGCAUGUCACCCGGUGAAGGGUGUCGCUCGGAGCUCCGGUCGAGGGCGGUGCUGGCGCUCGCAAACGCGGCCUCUUUUCCAUUCUCGGAGGGGCUCCGCGAUCUGGUGCAGGAGGCGCUGUCGUGGGGUGGGGCGCUGGACGCAGAGCUGCGCCGCGCGGCGACGACGCUGAGCCUGUCCCAGAUCGUGCAGCGGCAUGUGCUGGCGCAGGUGCAGUGUCCGACUGCCCUGGACGAUGGUCUGCAGGUCGCCCACGCGUACAGCCACCUCAGCGAGACCAACGUCUACGUGGAGUUCCUGGAGAACCUCGCCGGAUCGUACGCAGGGCGAGGCUCCGCCGACCCCGACCCAACAGCCGCGAACGGUAACGACGGCGGCGGCGGCGGCGGCAGUGGCAUCAUCUCCGAGAUCUCCGGAAAGGCGGGCCCAGGGCGCGGCCGUAGUUGUGGUGGUGGCAGCCUGGCCGCUGACUUGGCGGCGCAUCGGGUUCGGGUUGCGGGUGUGCUGCAUCGGCUGCCGGCGGGUGACGCCAGGCGCGUAGCGGAAGAAGUCCUCCUGUACCUCGUCCGCCUCCUCGAAGACCUGGAGCUCGACGCCGGCGCCGCCGGUCUCAAGCCCGGGCAGCUGUGGGGAUGCAAGGCCAUCUCGGCGGCAGAGGAAAACGGCACCGCUGCCGCCUUCGCCGCGGAGAACGCGGUGGUGGUUCUCGAGCCAGGGUCGGACGCCGAGGAGGCGGCGCUUGUUGCCUCGGCCGCGGCUGCGGUGGUGGCCUUCCUGCGGGAGAUGCAGCAGCGGAGCGGCGGCGGCGGCGGCGGCGGCGGCGCGGGUGACUGGGAGAAGCUCGGCAACCUCGCGACAAUGGCUAGCGACCUGCGGAGGGUGUCCGCGCUGCAGACGGAGUUCGGCGCGUUCACGUCUCUCAAGACGCUCAACAAUCCCCGGGGUCGCGCGUGCUGGAACACGAUGAGGGAGGGGCUGGUCACCCUCGAGGAGUACCUUCACGGAGACAACAAGGCCGGGAGCGUACCGAGUGCCGGUAGCAAGGGAAAGAAGACCGCUGCUGCCGCGCCUGCUUCCCGCGGCGCUAAGAAAGGUGGCGGACCCGGUGGAAGUAGCAGCUCUCGCAAGGCGACGGCUAGCGCUCUCCCACGUUUGUUGCACAGGGCGCGACGUCUGUCAGAGCUGCUGGGCGUGGCCUGGACCAGCGUGGUGAGCCACCUCGCCAACGAGGCCGCGACCAGGGGAAAGGUGCCCCAGGCGGUGGGGCUGUGCCACAUGCUGUUCCGCGACCAGGCCGCCACGGACGAGAGGGCCGCCGCGCUCGCCCUCAGGGAUACCGCCAAGGCGCUGUCCACUUUCGUUGCCAACCAGGCUCACAUGGGUGCUCUGCGGGCGGAUGAUCUGGAGGGUGAAAGGGCUCGGACGGCCGUCCUGCAGGCCAUGGCCCAGUCGGUGAGGGGUUUGAGGCAGAGCGCCGUCCUCUGCGCGUCGGAGGAGCUGCCCCUCACGUUGGACCUUCUGCAGGCCUCGGAGACCGUCGCUGCCGUGCUGUGCAGGUGUGAGGGGGGCGACAAGCUGGAGGCCCUCAUGGUGGCAGACCUGUCCCCUCCGUCGUUGGAUGCGUCCAAGUCUCGGUAUUCCGUCGCCGAAGGUCUCGGUAGCAAGAUCGGCGGAAGCGGGGGGAGGGCCGCCGGCGCCUUAUCUCUGUCACGGUCGGAGGAGGAGGAGAUGGAGGAGUGGGGGGGUUAUCACGCUCUCGGGGGGCUCUACAAGUGGUACCCCGGGGAUGGGCGGGUUCUUCCCCUGGAGGAGGCCCUGAAGCUGGUGUCCGUGUUCGUGAGGCAGGAGAUGAGGCUGAGGGUGGCGUUGGUCAGCGGGGACGCUGUCGCGGCGUCCCCGGUUUCCUUGGCAGGAGUUCCAUCUACCACCGAGGCGUUGUUGUCCUCGCGGUGGGAGGCGGGGCUGGAGAGCGCGGCGUCCCCCCUCCUGUCCUUCCUCCAGGGGAUGGGGGCCCAGCACCUGUGCGUGAGGGUGGUCGCCGGCAUGAUGGCGAUUCCCCCUCCCUCAGCGGUGGAGGUGCUUGGUGAUGCUUUCUCGGGGUUGGCGGACAAGGUGAUGGAGUUCAACCACAUCGACUGCCCGCUGGCGAUCGGCUACAUGCUGGCCAUGCCCACGAGACAAGCGUACGACACCUUCCGACGGAUCAUACGCUACUCCAGCGACGACUACGGAAGGUUGCGCGUCCUGGCGGGAGUCGGCAUGUACGCGGCCCGCGCCUGGGACAACCACGACCUCCUGCACCAGUGCAUGGAGGUGGAGCGGGACUCGCACUGGUGGCACGUGCUCACGAGCCUCGGCAUCGCCUUCGACAACCGGGGCUUCUCGAGGGCGGACAGGUCGCAGGUGCCGGGGGAGUACCAGAAGUCGCUCGUGCCGGCGUUGCUGGAGAGGUCGGGGUGCGACCUCGGCCUCGCCCUGGAGUUCUGCGAGCGCUACGGCGUGGGGGAGGCGUUCCCGUGCCUGCUCUACGUGGACAACCAGCUCGGGCUGCCGUGUGUUUCCCCGCAUGACGUGUCCUAUCAGGAGAGAAUCACGGAGGUGCUGCCGUCGGUGCACGGUGUGUUUUUGUCGAGGAUGCUAAGGCACAUGCUGGAAACCCCGGGGAUGAUCUGCGACCGGGACUACGAGCGCCUCGCCUUCGUGUACGGCACUCUCCUGUCGGACAAGUGCCAGGAAGAGGAGGAGGACUCCGAAGAAGAGGUGAAGCGCCUGGAGGACAGCCUCGAGGCUCUCGCCAUCCUCAAGGACUACACCAGCCCCUGGCCGCUCGACGUCGAAGGGCGGCCGGUGGCGGCGGUUGCUGAAGGAGGCGAGGCGGGGGCAAGGGGCGGGGGGCGUGGAGAGGUGGAUGUUCGAUCAUCCACGGCGCCCCCGACUACCGUCGGGAGUCCCGCGAGCGAGGUCUACGCGAGGAGGCUCCCGUUCAUGGCGCUGGUGAAGGAUCCCUGGGCUGUACUCGAGGUGCAACUGAGGCCAGAUUCGGUGUCCAAUCUCGUGCCUCUGGCAGACCCGCUGGGACUGGGCGUCGGGGAGUUCUACUCCCGCCUUGUGGCAGGCAUGCUCGACAAGGGGACGCCGCUCGGGGACGGGGGCGGCGCCUCCCCCCCCGGACCGGUGCCCACGUUCUCGACUCUGCAGCCGUGGCUCGAGAAGAUCAAGAACCCGGCUCUGGCUUGCACCACGGCGCAGAGGGUGGCGGCGAGCAUGACGAGGGACGAGGAUCGUCUGGAAGCCCUGCAGGCAGCCAUCGGACACGCCAUCACGGCGGCCGGAUCGCUCGACGACGAGGAGCAGGAGCAGGACGAGCAGCACCCCGAAAGCAGACCCCGGCCUUCGUUGACGCUGCUCCCUCUGCCGUCGCUAGCUGCAGAGAGCACCGCCGACAACAACAAUCAGGACCCCGCGACCAAGGCGGGCGCCAGGGCCGAAGUCGAAGAGGAGAUGGAGGAGGGAGGGGGAGAGGUGGAGGCCGAGGUCGUCGUAGACCGUCUCCAGCGGAGGGCGCUGCGGCUGGAGCACCUCAUGACUGCCAAGGCUUGCGUCGGGGCCGACAUGGCGGAGCGCCUGUCACCGUUCCUGCUGUCCGGCUCAACGGAACUCCUAGCGGAACUCCUCGUCGUGGCCGCAAAGGGCGCCGCCGACGCCGCUCUCGCUCUCCCCCCCACCUCCGGGGAAGGGCGUCAUACCCAUUCAGCGGCCACCGAGUGGAUGGCCACGACGGCGACGACGGGGGGGGGGGGGAGUUCCUCCAUCUCUACGGCGGCGGAGGCGUUCGCAGAAGCAGGCGGCGGGGGAGGAAACAUGUCAGACUUCCGCAGGCGGGCCACCGGCGCGCUCCAGGCGGCGAGGUCUGUGGCCGACCAGCGCGGCAUGGACCCCCACGACGUCGAGACCAUCAUCUUCCGGCUGGCCAAGAACUGGAUCUGCCAGCACAAGCUCGGCGGGGGGGCGGGUAGUACGAGCGGACAUGGCGGGGCCCCCGCCGCCGUGGCGGGAGAGAGAGACGCCGGGAUGUUUGUCGGCGCUGGGUUGGUCGGCGGCGGCGGCGGCGGCGGCGGCGGCGGGGAGUCCGUGUUCGUCAAGGGUGCUCGCGAGGAGAGAAUGCUGGAGGAUGCCACGCUGGCCCUGCGGGCGGCCUUCGUGCUGACGGUAACCUUCUCGGACGAUGCGGUGGACGGGGACACGAGCGUGUGCGACUCGAUCGCCUUCAUGGACCUCAAGUCGCGAAUUUCGGUUCUGCUGUCCAUUGCCAAGGACGGCCGCAGGGACGGCCGCUCAAACAGGGUAAAGUUCCGAGCCAGGCUUCGCGCCCUGCUGGCGCUCUCCGCGCUGGCACCGCCCACCCUUGUCGCUGAGGUCAUGGCGAGCGACAAGGAGAAGGAAGGGUGGGAUGCCCAGGGGGAGGGGCUAUCCUCGCUCUCAGACUUCCGCAGGAACGUUGGCUACAUGUCGGAGCUGGAGGAGGCGAGGCUGCCGCACAAGCUUGAAGAAGUCGCUUCGUGCCCAGCGGAAGACAUCGUAAGGGCCUUGAGGAGAGACCACAGGGGAGAGCGCAGCCUGAUCCCUCUCAUGUGCGACAUGCUCCUAGACGCACGGUCCGGGGACGUGGGGCUGUGGUCCCCUAUCCUGGCCGACGCCUGCAGGCACGACGAACUCCGUCGAGUCCUCAUCAUGAGGGUGUUCCCGCGCGUCGUCCGAUCCUCGGUGGCGGAGGCGUUCGCCAGGAGCGGGGCGACGCUGGCUGCUUCGUGGGAGGAGGCCCUCCGGUCCCCGCUGGAAGAGCUCGUGGCUCGCCAAGAACGCCGCCGAAGGAAGGAGGCCGCCGCCGCUACCCGCGGGGCCCCCGGGGGUGCCACCGCCGCUGCCGCGUUCCCGGGGGCGUCGUCGACAUCGUUCGGGGCGUCUCUGUUCGCCAUGACCAGUGGUCGAAACGGCGGCGCCGGCGGUGGGGCGUUGGGUCGUGGGGGUAGUGGGGGUAGUGGGGUCACGGCGGGGCAGGCGCCGGCGCCGGCGCAGGCGGGUGGCGGGGGUGGAAAUGGGGAGCGUCCCCACGAGGACGUGAAUGCGGUCGUGGAACAGGUGGUUCUGCUGCUUGGAGCGUGUCCCUUCCCGGAGCGGAUGAACCUCAAGUGGUUCUACUCCACCUUGGCAGACCUCGGUCCCCGCUUCCACGCCCAGGCCGUGCAGAUAGCGCUGGGCGUACCGGGACCCGUGCCUCGCACCGCCGCCGUCUUAGAUUUGCUAGAGCAGCCCGGCAACGGCGGCGGCGGCGGGGGCGGCGGCGGGGGCGGGGUGGCCUUGAACGUGGUUCUCGACGAGCUACGGCCGGUGGCGGCGGGCGGCGGGAGCGGUGUGUGGGGCGGCACGGCGAACCAGGUGAUCCUGGAAGCCAUUUUCGUGUGGAUCGACGAGCGCCGGGGGUGGGCCGAGCUUCGCGGGACAAGGCACUUCGAUGCCAUGGUCAGCACGCUCGUGCGCGCCGGGCGCGCGCGCGGCAUGGUGGCCGCUUCCCUCGCCGCCGGAAAACGCCAGGAGGCCUACGGCCUGUGCCAAAUGCAUUAUGCCACUGCCGCCGCCGUCGUUGCUACCGGCUUCGAGCAUGGCAGGCGUGGUGGGGCGGCCGCCGCCGCCGCCGCCGCCGCCGACACCGGCGGAGGCUCUAGGAACUCCCUCGAGAGGUUUGCCAAGGAGUUCGGCCUGAACUUGCCGCCGGUCUAG
Molecule: messenger RNA, 9156 nt
Organism: Ectocarpus siliculosus
Lineage: Eukaryota; Phaeophyceae; Ectocarpales; Ectocarpaceae
Source: the annotation of a GenBank genome assembly